Molecule: messenger RNA, 1227 nt
Organism: Salpingoeca rosetta
Lineage: Eukaryota; Choanoflagellata; Craspedida; Salpingoecidae
Exons: 1
Coding region: 1-1227 (408 amino acids)
Biological process (GO): medium-chain fatty acid biosynthetic process; medium-chain fatty acid catabolic process
Molecular function (GO): acetylesterase activity; monoacylglycerol lipase activity
Source: RefSeq, a predicted model, not a curated record
AUGGUGGUGACCAAGCUGCUGCGCCGGCCCCUGUUGGAGAUCCGCACUCGCGUAAGAGCACAGCAGACCAUCCCUUCGGCCACAACCCCUCCGGUAUCCUCCGCGACAGCCCCACCGUCUUCGUCCGACCCUGCUCAUCCUGGCAGUGCUCCUGACGUGGAGCGCCUCCUCGCCAAGUGCCCCUCCCUGCGGCAGUACCGGGCGCCUCUGUGGUACCUCUUCGACAUUGCUGGAACGCUUGCAACGACCAUCCCGCACGCCAUUCGUGGGGCGGCCACGCGGCGCCGCUGGCAUCCGCUCACGCGCGACCUGCUCCGCCUCCAGGACGGCGGUGUCAUCGCCAUUGACUGGGCCAAGCCCUUGCCCGCGGCCAACGCCCAUAUUAGCACGGAUGGCGAUGCUGGUGUCGCCAGUGCUGAUGGGGAUGAGCGCGGGGCACCGGUUAUCGUGGUGAUGCAUGGGCUGUGCGGUAGCAGCGAGUCGUCGUAUGUGCGCGUGCUGUUGGAGGAGGCGACACGGCAAGGGUUCGAGGUCGCCGUCAUGAAUGCGCGCGGGUGCGGGCGUGUGCCGCUCGUGAACCAUGUCGGCAUGCACGCGGCGCGGAUCAGCGACUUCCGCCACGCCCUGCUGCACGUGCGCAACUGCCGCCCCACCAGCCCCGUCUUCGCGGUUGGCUUCUCCCUGGGCGCAGGCGUCCUCGCCAAGUACCUGGGCACAUAUGGAAGCGACGCUAGGCUGGACGGCGCAGCCGUGCUCUCGCCAUCAUGGAACUUCCACCGCAAGCACUGGGCAUUUGACCUGUGGUCCCGCUUCGUGCUGAUGCGCUCCCUGCGCGAGUACGCGCGCGACAACCACCGCGUCCUGCGGGAGAUGGGCGUGUACGAGCGGGCCAUGGCUGCGAAGUGUGUGCGUGAGUUUGAUCACGUAGCAGUGGUUGGCCCACACAACUUUGCUGAUGUCGACGACUACUACACCCAGUCCAGCAGCAUCCACACAUCGCACAACAUCACCGUGCCCACGCUUGCCAUAUCCGCCGCAGACGACCCCGUGUGCUGCGUUGACGGCGCACCAAGCACGCCGGACGAGCUUGGCCCGGGCCUGGCAGUCGUCAUCACGCGUACGGGCGGACACCUUGGCUUCUCGCAGGGGGUGCUGGGUUGGAAUCACGUGAGCUGGAUGGAACAAGCAACACUUGACUGGUUCAAGGCGUGCCUCACAUCUGCGUGA